Molecule: messenger RNA, 6258 nt
Organism: Manis javanica (Malayan pangolin)
Lineage: Eukaryota; Metazoa; Chordata; Mammalia; Pholidota; Manidae
Source: RefSeq, a predicted model, not a curated record
AAAAGAUACGAACAACUUUCCAGCCCGGGCACGAGCCACGUGACCGGCCAGUGUCACGUGACCGCGGUGCUGGGCCGCGGAAGUCUGUUACCGUGGCAACUGACCGGACCCCACAGCUUUCCGGGGAAGCGCGGAAUUUAGAGAGGGCCACUCUCUCCCCUCCGCCCAGUCUCCCCUGCAGGUGCGUCUUUGUCUUCCUGCCAAGUCCGGAGCCCGCGCUUCCUGCUGGGGCCCCCGUGGAGCUGAGCCCUUCCGGGGGGAUCCGCCUCUCACCAAGAUCUGAGGCCCUGACCUUAACCACACACACUCUCAGCCGAAUCGGAAAUGCGCAGUGUGUGGGAGGAAUUGUUCUGCAGGUUGAGCAAAGUAUUAUCCAGUGUUUUCAAUGUUUUCAGUGGAAUGUUUAGUUUGAGAAGUGAAAACUGUUGAUUUUGGCUUACUAUUCCAAAGAAGAGCUGGAUGAAGAAUUUGAACAGUUCAUGAAAGAGCUUUCAGACGAAUCUUUUGAAAAGUCAAACAAAACACCAAGACAACCCAAAAGAGAAGUGAAAAUGAAAGAUACAGUGCCAUGGUGGAUGAGUGAAGAUGAUUUUGAAGAUGGUGGACUGCUUGGAACAAAUGUAAGCUAUUUGAAAACAAAGCAGACCGCUCAGCCUAUUACGGAAACAGAGGAGCCCUCUGCCAGACGGGUUCAGGUUCUUAAGAGCAGUGGAACGUCUGUCUUAAGUAUUGACAGUUUAGAAACAAAUGAGAUGGUAGUUUCUGAGCUCAAUCACAGUAUCCUCGGAUUGGGGCUGGACACAUUAGAAGAACAAGAAGAAAAAGAACAAUUUUUUGCCAGGCUUGAGAAAGGCUUAACAUCUUCCAUUGAUUAUUCAAGAUUAAAUAAGGAAUUAGAUUCUAAUGACUCCAUACAUUUUAAAGCUUUACGUAGUAAUCAAGCUAAUGCAGAAUUUACUGAAGAUAAAUAGGAGAAUGAAUCAAAACAUGAACAGCCACGUAAUUUCACUGAAGAUUACAGUGAUGAUUUUGAAGAUGAGGAUAUUGAUGCACAUUUGACUACUAAAGAAGAGACUAAUUCCAAAGAAAAUUCCAUAUCAGAAAAUAUAAAUGCACCCAAACAGGAAGAAGAGAAAACUGGCAUGCUGGCUAAUGUGGAGCUGCUGGAUUCAUUAGACUCUGUUGCAGAGGUCAACCUUGAUGAACAGGAUAGAGCAACAACUAAGCCAAAAGCCCUGCCAGAAAUAACUGAUAAUGAAAUGACAGGAACAGCUGUUUCUUGUGGGCGAAGCAGCAGUGACAUUGAAGCUUUGCAUCAGGCCUAUUACCAUCUAGCCCAUUCUGGGGGGGACGCAGGGGAGGAAGGACUUGGGAGCAGUGCAGGGGAGAACGCCAAGAGCUCAGUGAAAGAUCAUCCUCAGGAAGAUAGAGAGUCCCCUAAACACAUCUCUACUACAGAAUCUGAUCUGCCCACAGUAGAGGAGCUGAUGAAACCUAUGAAAAUAAAUUCCUUUGGAGUCAGUGGUUUUGACUUACAACCUGUCAGCUGUAAGAAAUUGGCUGAUAGUAAAGAAACUGAAUUUGUUAGCCCUUCACCCCUGAAUAUGAACCCAAAUGUUAUAUCUCAAGAGCCACAAAUUGGGAACCAAUUUUUUGACAAAACUCAAGAGAAUGUGGUUUUACAAAUGACAACAAACAAAUGUAUAGAAAGUAGCUGUCCAAGAGUAAAUACUAUGGAAGAACAUAUAGAUAAAAUGUACCUUGAUAUUUUGAAGAAAAAGAUAUCUGUUGGUCCUACAUUAUUACCUCAGGAUGACAAAUUAAAUAAAACUUACAGAUCUCAGCUCAGCUCUGGAGAGGAAGAGGCUGUAACUGGUAAACAGGUGCCAUACAAGGAGACUGGAAGUGCCCUUCCUUUACUUAAGAGAAAACCCCAGAGUGCACUAUAUGCAUCACUUAGGAGCUCAGGCUAUGGCAAACCCAGUUCCCCAUUCAAGACGUUUUCUACUCUUGAAAAGAAAACUUCAAAGGACAUGAAAAGCAAAAACUUGAGAUCCAUUCCCACAUCAAAUCAAACUAGGAAAAAAGAAAUCUUAUCUGGGACAAAACUCCUCAAGCCUGCAGCUUCAGGUAGACCAGCUCCCCAAACUGAAAGCUGCCUGACUCCUGAGAAGUCUGCACAUCCUGCAGAAACAGGGUCCUGUGUUCAGUCUCGGAAUGAUUCUUCAGGAUGCCAUGGUGGGAUAAAGGAGACAGAACUAAUUAUGUUUAAAAGAGUUCAGGAAGCAGAGGAAAAAUGGAGGGGGGCACAAGCCCUAAUUGACCAAAUUAAAGUCACAUUCUCAGAAAAGGAGAACAAUUUUUGCAUUUUCUCAAAGUUAAGUAACUUUGAAAAAACAAACAAAAAACAGAGGUGGUUACAUUUUGAAGAAACAACUGAAGAAAAACUGAAGCAAAUCCAAAAAGAAAUACAAGAACAGGAGACACUCCUUCAGGGAUAUCAACAGGAAAAUGAAAGACUGUAUAAUCAAGUGAAAGAUCUCCAAGAACAAAACAAGAAAAAUGAGGAGCGAAUGUUCAAGGAAAACCACGGUUUAUUCAGCGAGUUAGCUUCCUUAAAAGAGCAGAUGCAACAAAGUCAUUUCCUAUCUCAAGUAGCUGAGACUUCAGAGCCUUCUGGAAACCGGAAUUUUACAGAUCUGUUAACAGAACUACGGGUGGCACAGAAAGAAAAAAUAAGUUUAUUAGAAGACAUCAAAAGACUGAAACAGGACAAACAAGCUCUUGAAGUAGACUUGGAAAAAAUGAAGAAAGAGAGAGACCAGGCCAAGGAUCAGAUUGCUUACGCCACAGGUGAAAAAUUAUGUGAAAUAAAAAUUUUAGAAGAAACACAUAAAGAGGAAAUCAGUCUUCUGCAAAAAAGAUUACAGUGGUUUGCUGAAAAUCAGGAACUUCUGGAUAGAGAUGCAGUUCGGCUUAAAGAAGCAAAUGAAGAAAUUGAGAAGCUCAAACUUGAGGUCGAGAAACUGAAAGCUGAAUCUGGAAAUCCAUCUCUUCAGCAGAAGAUACACUUGAAAGAUAGAGCAGCUGAUGCCAAAAAAAUUCAGGAUCUAGAGAGACAAGUGAAGGAAAUGGAAGGAAUUCUAAAGAGAAGAUUUCCCAGUUCUUUACCUGCUUUAAUAUUGGGUGCAUCAGCAGCUGGUGAUACAGUGGGCAGAAAUACAGUAGAAUUUAUGGAAAAAAGGAUAAAAAUAGUGGAAGCUGAUCUGGAGGGCAAAGAUGAAGAAGCAAAGAAAAGCCUUUGUACCAUGGAACAACAGUUUCAGAAAAUGAAGAUUCGGUAUGAACAGAGACUAGAGGAGCAAGAGCAGCUACUUGCCUCCAGAUUGAGGGGAGCACCUCAGAAACAGCGUGGGGACCUCUCCAGAGUUAAAGCACUAGAGAAGGAACUCAGCGACAUGAAGGAAGCCCAUCAAGUCACUGUAAGAAACCUUGAAGCUGAGAUAGGAAUUCUUAAACAUCAGAAAGCUGAAUUGGGACUCAAAAAAAAAGAUAAAGAUGAUAAAGAUUUCCAGUCUAUAGAAUUCCAGGUGGAACAGGCUCAUGCCAAAGCUAAAUUGAUGAGGCUUAAUGAGGAGCUGGCUGCAAAGGGGAGAGAAAUACAAGACCUUUCAAAAACCGUGGAGAGGCUUCAGAAGGAGAGAAGGACGAUUCUCUCUAGUCAGAGUUCCCAGGGCAGAGAGGAAGCGACUACAAACAGGGUGAAGAAAGGCGUGCCUGCAGGGAAAGGGGACGCGCUCUCCUCCUCUGCAGCGCUGGGGGGCAGACUUUACCAACCAGAUGCUUUUACAGGUUCCCAUCUUUCAGAGGUUUUACAGGAAAACUGCAGAUUGAAAAGUGAACUGCAGAGAUUAACUGUAGAGAGGAAUGAGCUGCAGAUGAAAUCUGAUGUAGCAAUGAAUCAAUUUGAAGACUCCAUGAAAAGGAUCAAGGAAGAUGCUGCAGCACACAUCACGUCUCUCAAAGCCUCUCAUCAGAGGGAAAUAGAGAAACUCCUUUGCCAAAAUGCAUUAGAAAAUUCUUCUUCCAAAGUAGCCGAAUUAAAUCGCAAACUAGCAACUCAAGAGGUACUUAUAAAGCAUUUCCAAAAUCAGGUUAAUGAGCUGCAGGGUAAACAGGAGUCUCUUGUAGUUUCUCAAGUUCGAGAAGAAAUUCUACAGAAAGAGAUAGCAAAACUCUUAAAAGAAUUGAAAGAAGCCAAAGAAAACCAUACACCAGAGAUGAAACAUUUCAUGGGCUUAGAAAAGAAAAUUAAACAGAUGGAAAUAAGACAUGAACAAAGAGAGCAGGAAUUUCAACAGAUCAUACAGCAAACCCAGCAAGUAGUAGAAACCGAACAAAGCAAAGAAAUCGAGAAGUGGAAAAGACUUGCCCAGUUGAAGAAUCGUGAGCUGGACAAGUUCCGCACAGAGCUGGACUCCGUAUUAGACAUCCUCUGAGAGCUGCACCAGCAGGGGGCGGGGGUCCCCGCUACUCCGGCAGCCGCCCCGAGGGCACCAGAGUGUCCCUAGAGACUCGCAGGGCCUCACAGGAAGACUUGGGGAUGGAUGGUGGACGGGAUUGUGCCAGUUUCGAAGGAAGUUUUGAACACAACAAGCAACCAACACAAAAGGAACAUUUCAAGACAAAUUGCCCUCAACCAAUAAGGAAAAAAAUAGCACUGUGGUAUCUUACUGAAAAUCAUUAACCAGUCACACUUUAUAAAUCAUUUAUGGACAGGGCCCUUUAUGUCCAUGAUUAGAACCAGUAAAGUUUAUUGACACAUGCUAAGGAAAGGAAAGCGCAGAUAUGCAGCCAUCAGUGACUAACUGUUAUUCCUAAUUCUCGAUGACAGAAAAGCAGCUCCUCUUUCUCUUGGAAACGGGGAGGAAUGUGAGCACGUGGUGUGCACAGUCACAUGAACGGUCCCCUGAGUAGCAGAGCUUCCAUGACAACUUAACAAGACCUGUGACGUCCGCACGGGAAGCAGGUGAGCUCUCGCGUUUUCCCUCGGAGCUCCACUCCUGCCUCUAGUUGCCUCCCGUCUGUACUCGCCAUCAGGUGAAAAUGUAUUUUAUGAGUGCUAAGAGGAUUUGGUAUAUUCAUUGUUUUAAUCUUUUAUGCUGUGUGUCUUAAAUGCAAGUCCUUGUUUGUAACUCUAAGAUUAUAAAUAAAACAUAACAUUUUUACUUUCUCUACUUAAAAAGUAAUGUAUGUUCAUUAGAAAAAAGCAUGCAUACUCGUGUGAUUAUUGUUUUAUGUUACAAUCCCAUCCCAAAAGCAGAUGGUGAGUAUAAAAGAUACUAGCAAGUUAAAGAUAUCACCACUUUGUUUUCAAGUGUUCUAGCCCAGUUGCUAUCCAAUAAAAGUAUAAUGGAGCCACAUGUAAUUUUUUAUUUUUCUUGUAGCCACAUUUAUCUUUUUACGGUAAAAAGAAACAGAUGAAGUUAAUUUCGGUAAUUUAUGUAAUAUUUCUAAAAUAUCAAUAUAAAAAUUGAUUUUUUACAUUCUUUUUUUCAUUCCAAGUCUCUAAAAUCUGGUGUAUUUAACAUUUACAGCAUAUCUCAGUUUGGACUAGCCACAUUCCAAUUGCUCAAUAGCCACAUGCCAAUAAAUGCAAUUCUAGAAUAAUAACUGAAAUACUUUAUAAAGGACAGGUGAAAUCGAUUUUGGUGAAAUUAUGGGUAGCAAGUGAAAUGUGGAAAUUAAAUAUAAGGAAUGCAAUUAAUGUCUUAUUGUCCAGCAUUUUUUAAUGUCCUUUUCCUAAGAGGAUAGAAAAAGCAUUAGUUACAGUUUGCUAUUUCUUGUGACAAUUUUUUAUUUUAAGUUAUAAUAUAAACUAUUUUGGUCAUAAUUUGAGUGGGCUUUUGUGUAUUUUUUAUCUGCAAGGCUAUUAGUUCAUAGCCGCAACCAUCCCUCCCUUUGUCUUUCUGACGGGAGAGCCGCGGGCCGUCCAUCCCGAGCACAAACACGACUGAAGCACAAGGAGGUGCGAACAUCAGCUGGAUGAUCACUCCAGGGACAUGCAUCCUAUUGUGAUGAGAAUUCUGUAUUCUGUUGUGGAGCUGUGUUCAUGACAGAUGUUCAGUUCUAUUUAGAUUAAUGAUCCAUAAACACUAUCAAAAUCAUUAGUUACAACUAAAAACCUCAUAUCCCAAUCCUUAGCCAUUGCACAAAGCCUCUAGGAUGAGAAAAAGUACAUACAGCCAAAUAUGAAUA